GCACACUCUUCCCCCGCGUGCUUUGAUCCUUUCCCUGACGGUCUCGCGGGACCCGGAACCUGCGGCUGAGCUCGUCACAGUCACAGUGCCAGUGGACAUGGACCGAGAGGACGGAGCAGAAGAGACACCGCGUCACGCAGAUAUGAAACGUCCCAAGAGCCCCGACAGUCUGGACAGCAGCCCCCCUCUCAAGAGUCAGGAGGUGCAGGAGGAGGAGGAGGAGGAAGAGGAGGAGGAGGAGGAGGAAAAGAAGGUGGGCGCAGGGUACAGGGCCAAACGGGAGCGGCGACACAGCAUCAGCAGCGCCACCAUGUGUCAGGUGUGCAACAUACAGCUCAACUCCAGUGCCCAGGCCCAGAUCCACUACAGAGGGAAGACGCACCAGAGGAGGCUGCGGCGACUUGCAAAGGCCGUCAGCACAGGUGCACUGUCCCAGAGUCAGGUCCACCCUCUCCUGGGAUCCCUGCCUCUGCCGGGUCGACCCCUCCAGGCGCAGAGUCACGCCCAGCUGGAGCACUUUCUGCCACUGAGGGUCAACGGCUCCUCGCCGCUUAGCCUCUUCCCAAACUUCAACACGAUGGACCCAGUGCAGAAGGCAGUGAUCAACCAUACCUUUGGCGUGACCCCCCCCAAGAAGAAACCCAUCAUCUCCUGUAACAUCUGUCACCUGCGCUUCAACUCCACUACCCAGGCAGAGGCCCACUACAAAGGUCACAAACAUGCUCGCAAGCUAAAGGCCUUGGAGACCCAGAGGAACCGGCACAAGAACGGACACGGCCCAUCCACAGCGGGAAAAGACCGAGAGAGGGGCAUGAUGGGAGGAGCAACGGUGCCAAGAGACCUUUCUCAUAUGAAAGACAAAAAAGGCCCAACCUUGUCUUCUCCACCUGCACAGCAGCAAACUGAAAUCACCCAGGGGAGUUCACUGGCAGCCCCCCCUUCCUCUCAACCUACAGCCGUGGACUCCUUGCUCCGCUCCCCUCAGGUCUCCCCUCAGGUCUCCCCUGGCUCUCAGCUUUCUGAUCUACCCUCAGAGAGUCCACCUGUGGACGGGAUCAGCCUGGCCACCAGUUCAGCCCCACGCUCUGAUCCUCAGGGAGGCUCCACGGGAGGUGCGGAGGAGGAGGAGGUGGUGAAGGUGGAUGAGGCUAAGGAGGCCAAGAGCAACAAAAACAAACCUCUCCUGUGUCCUACGUGCAAAGUGACAGUCAAUUCCAGCUCCCAGUUGGAUGCUCACUGUAGUGGCUCCAAGCAUAAACAGAUGCUGGACGGUCAGAACAGCAGCCAGUCACAACGCAGGGUCAAGAUGACAUCAUCGCCCAGACCCGCCAGCAGCAGAAUUAAGCAGCGGAUGGGCAGCAAGACCAGAGCGGUCGUUUGCGUGUCCAGCCAGCCCUUUCACUGUGAACUGUGCCAGGUGUCCGUCAACUCCGAGACACAGCUGAAGCAGCACAUGAACAGCAGGAGACACAAAGAGCGUUUGGCUGGGAAGCCUGUCAAGACAAAGUUCAGCCCCUAUAAUAAACUACAGGCCAGUGCAAUCUUAGCGACUAAACUGGCCCUGCAGAAGCAUCUCUGUAAGGCCCUGCCAGCAGGUUUCCUGACCAGCCCCCUCAAUCCAGCUGCCUUUUGCACCAUGGGGCACGGACCCUUGGCACUACGACUGCAGCCGGGCCCCACAGCCAUCCUUCAGGGUCCCCUGAUCAGCCCCACGCUCUUCAGGCCUGCCCCAGGACCUUUGAGGGCCACACAUGCACCCAUAAUCUUCUCUCCUUACUAGUAUUGAGCCAAAGGCCAGAGGACCCAACCGUGCCAAAGCUGGACCAGGCAGGGACCCCCGAGUGACAACAAGACACUAUGCAGCGACAGCGAGGGCAACAUGUCAGCAUGUUAAGUUUGGCUGGUUCAUGGGAACAGUAUGCCACAAUCCCCUGGUGUGGGUAUCAGCGCUGACUGACCAGUGUCUUGUCUUCUUAAAAAUGGACGGACCAUCACUCAGCUGUUUCCUCUCGACAAGCUGUUGAGUGCAUGCUCCCCCAGGGUUAGGGGAACAUGGAAGCCAUAAUGACAAGCAUCCUUUUAUUUAUAAGAAUAUAAUAGACAGAUACACUAGGCUGUGUAAAUGUUACUAAAUGUUUGUUGCCAAAUUUCUUUAAUUCUGAGAUCUUUCUAGUCAAACGUACAAUCAUGUACAAUAUUUCAUCUUUGCUUUCAUGAACAUAUCUAAAUGAUGUAAAUCUCCCAUGGAACUGGCUACUUCCAUAGAACACCCUCCAACGAUAGACGUAUAUGAUAUUUAUUUUAGAUAAAUAUAUACAUUCUUCUUUUCUCACUUGCUCUCUGUGUUAUGAGAUGACAAUCAACCACCACCAUGAUAAUGAUGCCAAGAAUGCUUGCUUUAUGGAAACCCACUACAUGUAAUGCAUACAAUGAGAUGCUUUAAUGUUUAAAGUUAUUUAAAGUUUGAAACUUGAUUUUGUUUGACAUGAGCCAUUAUAAAUAGCUCUUCAGGGGAUGGUUAUAUGAAUACGAUUUUGCAACAGCUUGAGGUUGUUUGUGCAAUAUGGAGAGAUGAACUGUUAUCCAGAGUGUAAUAAAAAAGAAUUAACCACAUUUUAAAUGUGUCUGACAAUAUUUAUCAUGUUUGGUUUUUUUUGUAUAAAGUUGUAUUUAAAAACUGUUAUUUAAUUUUUCUCUCUCCCACCUGGUUGUGCUGAAUCAUCAUAAGCAAUAUGUAUUUUUGAUGUGUCCCCUGACUAGUGUAAAAUCCAUGACCAGUGUAACUGCAUUAAUUGCAAUAAUGUAAAUUAUUAUGUGUUAAAAUGUCAGUACUGUAUUCGAUAAAAACGUAUAAAUGGUACUUUUUUUA
Molecule: messenger RNA, 2869 nt
Organism: Hippoglossus stenolepis (Pacific halibut)
Lineage: Eukaryota; Metazoa; Chordata; Actinopteri; Pleuronectiformes; Pleuronectidae
Product: zinc finger protein 385C
Exons: 9
Coding region: 98-1780 (560 amino acids)
Cellular component (GO): nucleus
Molecular function (GO): zinc ion binding; nucleic acid binding
Source: RefSeq, a predicted model, not a curated record